Messenger RNA from Mesorhabditis belari, 1062 nucleotides. The record is from the annotation of a GenBank genome assembly. Lineage: Eukaryota; Metazoa; Nematoda; Chromadorea; Rhabditida; Rhabditidae.
AUGAUGGAAGAAAAGUUAGUGCUUGUUAGUGGCGCUUCUGGAUACCUUGCUUCGUGGUGCAUUAAACUUUUAUUAGAAAGAGGUUAUCGAGUUCGUGGCACAGUAAGGAGUCUUAAAAAUCCGCAAAAGGUGGAUCCAGUUCGAAAAUUGGAGCCAACCGGGAAACGGCUCGAGCUUGUUGAGGCUGAUUUGAUGAAAGAUGACACUUGGCCAAAAGCAGUGAAAGGCUGUGAUUAUGUGCUUCACGUGGCUUCUCCACUCGUUGUCGGUGGAUCGCAGAAAACGGUGGACACGGCGAUUCAGGGGGCAACGAGUGUGCUGAAGGCUUGCGGUGAUGAAUUAUCAGUGAAAAAAGUGGUUCUUACGAGCAGCUCAUUGGCAAUUUGCGAUGGCCACAAUCCACCAAAAGAAUAUUAUGAUGAAAACGAUUGGACAUAUAUUGAGGAAUCAACAUGGUACACGAAAAGUAAAAAGUUGGCUGAAGAAGCUGCAUGGAAACUUUACAAAAGCGGAGAACUUAAGAAUAAAUUCGACUUUACAGUGAUCAAUCCCGGUUUUAUCGUCGGACCACCGUUAGUCGAUGAUAUUGGAACAAGUGUACAGUUAGCAAUUCAACUAAUGACAAUGCCGAUGCUGCCAAAGAUGGCCUUCAACUCGAUUGACAUACGUGAUGUGGCUGAGGCUCAUAUCCGUGCUCUGGAAAGACCGGAAACAAACAAUCAUCGUAUUGCGGUCACUGAAGAGGAUCCAGUAUCAAUGAAAGAUUUCGGGAUAAGAUUGAAAAAGGUUUUUGGGCCAUUAGGCUAUUCGCCGACUACUGGAACUCUACCACAAUUCGUUGUGAAAAUCGGCUCUUUCUUCAGCGCCGAUAUGAUCGAUGUGCUCAAAAUGCAAUGCUACAUUCGUUUUAAUAAUACAAAGAUGAGAGAACUUCUUGGAAUGUCCCCAAGGAGUACUCUUGAUGGAAUGGUCGAUAUGAUCGAUGAGCUCAUCAAUCGAGGACACAUCAAAAAGACGGCAAGAUGGGAAGCGAACAAGUUGAAAUCAUUGGCACAUACUUCA